UCAGUUGUGAAUUUGGGACUAAUUCUCUGUAUUCGAAAGCAGUGUUACAUUGUUGUCAGAUUCAAUAGCUACUGAACCGCUCAAUACGAAGAAACACCUCGAUAUCACCUUAUAACAACUACCAUAACAUUUCAACAAUUGAUUAUUUUAUCGGGGAAAAUGUGGAAUGAGAAAUUAACUCCUUGGCAACAACAUUGAGUUUGAUGACGUUUUCAAUUUGAAUUUUCAUCUUACAAAGAAAUCAUAAAUCAUCUGUAUAUUAAGAUGUUGUACAAUACAGUAAAAGACAGUUUAAGCCGCGUAUUUAAUAAUAUUGAACCGCGGUGUGUGCCAGUCUAUAGGUAGUGCCAAUUGAAUAAGAAAGUUGCGGAUGGAAUUACCUGAGAAAAUACAAGGAGAACUUCAAGUCGACGAAGGGCCUUCGCUCGAAACAUCGAAGUUCUCCUUGUAUUCUUCAGGUACUUGUUCCAUCCGCCACGUAUUUAAUGCCAUGUGAAAUACAACGAGAGAAGAAGAGAAACUUUAUCAUUGUCAACGUAUCAAACUGCGGUGAAACGUUCCCUCCGUUUACUUGUUUUUGCCGCGUGGAGAUUGUGACAGAUCAGGUAGGUAAAUUUUGGAACUAAGAAACUUUAAAACUUUUCCAUGCAUCUAUAGGAGAUUCGGCACUGUUAUUGAAAGCAAAUUCAUCAGUAACUAUUGUUUGAUUUUCUUACAUAAUCGACUAAAUCUUGUAUUGACGUGCUUGCAGCUGCCCCUGCCCAUAUAUGGGAGGCUUCUGGAGCCCAGUCUGCGAACAGGAAAACAGCUGCGUUUAAGAAACGCCUUAAUCAUUUCGUAACGCAAUCCCGUGAAGUAAACAUCAAUUUCAGUUGUCAGUGAAGAACACUUUGGAGUUACAGUUUGAAGAUGGUUUGGAUAACUAGAGCGGUUGUUUUUCUGAUCUGUCUUGUUGGUUGUGUCUUUGGUACUAGUACGACGCCUAUGGCUUCGACGACUCCUACUGGCGCUGCGACGACAACGGCUCCAAUGAGUUCUACUGAAACUGCGACAGGGGCUAGCACAACCAGUGGUGCGACAACUCAGGCUCCGACUACCGGCUCCAGUACUGGAUCAACUAUGGAAACAACAACGGCCGAAAGUAACGCUAGUACAGAAGCUUCAACGGCAAUGCAGAGUACUUCAAACACGACUUCGUCUUCGGCUUCAACUGAUGCUGUUAAAACGACCGGAGGAGGAACUACCCUUGUUCCAUCCAUUCUUAGCCUAAUGCUGAUGGCUUUUUCGUCUAUGGUUUUCUAUUUGGUUUAAAGUUCACGUCUUCGUCAAAGCACCGUUGUUUUAACUUUCGUUUUACAUGCCGACUUGGAACUAUAAUAUAGCAGGUGUACACACACGUACAAUGUCCAAAACAGGACAACGGUGUUAAAAUAAACUAUAGAUGUGUUGACGAGAAAUAACUGGAAUAGCACUUUAAUACUACUUUAAUAAUAUUUAAUAGAAUGUGGCAAACUUUUAAAUUAAACAGUCUUUACUUUAUACGCGUUGUAAAAUUUUUACUGUAUAAUUAUACGCUUGAAUAAUUUCUAGCACGUUCUUGAGAUGAUAAGUUAAUGCGUAAUAUUUGUUGGCAUUUCUAAGAAGUUAUGAAAGAGAUCGAGAAAUGGACAAAGAGACAAAGAAUCGUAAUAGUUAUCCAGUUUUGUUUUUACUAGUCCACCGCUGGGAAGCGGCUCCUUUAAUAGAACUAAAUUUUUCAUAAACAUAUAUGUGCAUGCAUGUUGCGUUAUAUUACUGUAUAUGCAAAUAAGCGGAUCUGUUGUCUUGCAUAAAAUGAAAUAUUAAACUGUAUCUUAAGACGUUAAAGUAAUAAUAAAUUAUUAUAGUUGUAAAUGGUU
Messenger RNA from Paramuricea clavata, 1898 nucleotides. Lineage: Eukaryota; Metazoa; Cnidaria; Anthozoa; Malacalcyonacea; Plexauridae. The record is from the annotation of a GenBank genome assembly.